Molecule: messenger RNA, 663 nt
Organism: Cadophora gregata
Lineage: Eukaryota; Fungi; Ascomycota; Leotiomycetes; Helotiales; Ploettnerulaceae
Exons: 5
Coding region: 1-663 (220 amino acids)
Biological process (GO): translation
Cellular component (GO): cytosolic large ribosomal subunit; ribosome
Molecular function (GO): RNA binding; structural constituent of ribosome
Source: RefSeq, a predicted model, not a curated record
AUGAACUUGUGCACCAGAGAAUCGCCCAUCGACAACCACGACGACCAUCCCACCGACGACACCAACGACACCGUCAAGAUGGUCAACCUCACCACCCAAAAGCGCCUGGCGGCCUCCGUCGUAGGCUGCGGAAAGCGCAAGAUCUGGCUCGAUCCUAAUGAGACCAGCGAGAUCUCCAACGCCAACUCUCGUCAAACCAUCCGCAAGCUCGUUGCAGAUGGCCUCAUCAUCCAAAAGCCCGUCACUAUGCACUCGAGAUCCCGCGCCCGUGAGCUCACAGCCGCCCGAAGAAUUGGUAGACACCGUGGUUUCGGAAAGCGUAAGGGUACUGCGGAUGCCCGUAUGCCUAGCCAAGUCGUCUGGAUGCGCCGUCUUCGUGUCCUCCGCCGUCUCCUCGUCAAGUACCGUGCCAGCGGUAAGAUCGAUAAGCACCUUUACCACGAGCUCUACCACUUGAGCAAGGGUAACACAUUCAAGCACAAGAGAGCGUUGGUUGAGCACAUUCACCGAGCCAAGGCUGAGAAGGCGCGUGAGAGAAUCCUCAAGGAGGAGAUGGAUGGCAAGCGUGCGAAGGUUAAGGCUGCCCGUGAGCGAAAGCAGGAGAGAGUUGCGGCCAAGCAACGUGCACAGUUCGGAGAUGACGAGGAGACUGAGACCAAGUAA